Molecule: messenger RNA, 1059 nt
Organism: Cutaneotrichosporon oleaginosum
Lineage: Eukaryota; Fungi; Basidiomycota; Tremellomycetes; Trichosporonales; Trichosporonaceae
Source: RefSeq, a predicted model, not a curated record
CGCAAACCGCAGUUCCAGCUCGUCACUGCCAUCACUACUUAGCUGCGCGCCACGUCUUGCAUCCUCUUUCUCGCCUCCCCAGCCCCGGCUGCUUCUGCACUGCUUGUCCACUCACAGGCUCCUCGCCGGUCCCGCAAGACUAAGUCCUGGCACCGCCGCCACCCAACGCUUCGCCAGCACCGCCCGCCAAUCCACCAUGGUCGCACUCGAGGACGACGUCCCCACCUGCUCGCUCUGGCCAUUCCGGCGUCGCAGGCGUCUCGAGCAGACUGGCUGGGCGCGGCUCUCAGACAGCGACGAGAAAGUGGCCACCGCCACGCCGUCUCCACCAAGCUACUCUGACCUUCCUCCGCCCCACCCACCCCGCCCCGACGCAUACGCGUCCCUUGCCCCCCUCCCCCUCCAGGCGGGACACACGGGGCGCUCGCACGCCUCCUCCGUCUCCAACACCUCGCUCCGCACCGCGUCGACAGGCGAGUAUAUGUCGCUGGACGCGGACCCGUUCGACGACCCCGAGAGCCCCGCCCGCGUAGCGUACCUCAGUUCGCGUCUCCAGAGCCUGCAGCACUACACGUCGAGCCGACCCAUUGAGCCGCCCGCGCCCGCUGAGCAGCCACUCUCGCUGCUCGACAUCCAGGACCCGAAGACGCGCGCACCCGUCCGCGUCGCUGCCACGCUGGGCGAGCGCAAACUCUCGGCCAUGGCGCGGGACGAGCGCCGCCUCGUGCGAGCGCGCGCAGAAGCCGAUGCAUGGCGCCACGAAGCGAAUCUCGUGUAUCACCAGUUGUGUGCGGCGCGCAUUCUCGCCCUCGAGCGCAUGUACGAGCGCAAUGCGUGGCGCGAGCGCUGCGAGGCCGUCGAGGAAGAGAGGCAAGAGGAGCGACGGAGGCAACAGAGGAGGUAGCUGACACGCGGAAGGAGCAUGCCUGCUGAGCGGCAAAGUGAAAGAUAGAUCUCUCGGAGUCCAUCUCUCGAGCUGGACUCCGCAAUCUUUAUUGUAUUUCCUGUAAAUAGUAAGCUAGAGCGCUGGACGCUAAUGAAUGUCACGUCAGAAGUUUA